Metopolophium dirhodum (rose-grain aphid) is the source of this 1765-nucleotide messenger RNA. Its product is annotated as UDP-glycosyltransferase UGT4-like. The record is from RefSeq and is a predicted model, not a curated record. The transcript is spliced from 6 exons. Lineage: Eukaryota; Metazoa; Arthropoda; Insecta; Hemiptera; Aphididae. Gene Ontology annotation, molecular function: UDP-glycosyltransferase activity. Bases 201 to 1736 code for a protein of 511 amino acids.
GUCAGUCAUUGGGAUCGCCGCGUAUGCGGAACGACUUUUUCGUCCGAGUAGGUCAUCUAUUUUAUAUUAUGUUAUCAUCUAUGCAUAGACCGAUAAUAAAUGGAAAAUGUGCUAUGCGCACAGAUAAUACAGUAUUAUAUAUCUGUGGUUAUGCGUCGUGCAACCAACCUAUAUAGUAGGUACCUAGACGACGUUUUUGAAUGUUUACAUACAAAAUGUUGCCAAGCAUGUUUUUUUGUACAAUUGCGUGUGCUGCAAUCACCAUCGCAAGAGCGUCGAACAUUUUAGUGUUUAUGCCGAUGCCUUUUAAAAGUCAUGUUCGUGGAUAUCAACCGUUGUUCGAAGAGCUGUCACGUAGGGGGCACAACGUAACCGUAGUCAGUUCGUACCCUCAAAAUCGUCAGAUUACCAACUACACGGAUAUAGGACCAUUUAUUUCCAAAGAUCAUGAAAGAAAUGUUAUGGAAAUGAUGAACAUGAACUUUGUGACGUCGGCUUUGUCGGUAUGGGACAUAGGCGUAAAAUUCAGCGAAGUCUUGACACAUAAAUCAAUGGUAGACUUCCUCCAAACGAAUUCUGUCUCGUUCGACUUAGUUAUGAUAGAAACGUGUUGUCAAGAAUAUACUGUAGCAUUGGGCCAUAAAUUCAAUGCACCUGUUAUUAAUCUGGUGCCGGCCAUGCUCUGGAGCACUAAUAGCAAAUGGAUACACGUACCUUCCACGUUCUCGUACAUACCAAACAUUCUUUUGGGAAUAACAAGUGAUAUGAGUUUCACGCAACGUUUAAAAAACACCAUUACUGGAGUGUUGCAGUUGUAUGUAGAAAAUUACUUAUAUUUACCUAAAAUGAAAGAAGUGAUGGAUACACAUUUCAUAUACAAAGGAUGGGAAUCCAGGCCUUCACUUGAAGAUAUGUUGAAUAAUGUAUCCUUAACACUAGUCAACUCUCAUCAUGCGGUCGGUGUAUCAAGACCAUAUCUCCCAGGUGUUAUUGAUGUUGGUGGUAUGCAUAUCAAAGAGUCCAAGUCUCUGUCUGGGGAUCUUCAAACUUUUGUAGAAUCGGCAGAGCAUGGAGUUAUUUAUUUCAGUUUUGGUUCGGUGAUUAACUUAAAUCACUUACCUAAAGAAAAAUUGAAUAUUUUUCUUGGUACUAUUGAAAAAUUAAAACAAAAAGUAAUACUAAAAUGGAUACCAGAUGGUAGCAUAAAAUUAUCUCAAAAUGUUCUGACUGGUUCGUGGUUUCCUCAAAGUGAUAUUUUAGCUCAUCCAAAUGUCAGACUCUUCAUAACUCACGGAGGAUUACAUAGUUUAGAGGAAACCGUUUAUUACGCAAAACCUGUUGUUGCUAUACCAUUUUUUGGUGAUCAGCAUAUAAACAUGAAAUUAGUAGAAAUUAAAGGCUACGGUAAGCUAGUAGAUUAUUUUGAAAUUACUGAAGAAUCAUUUGGAAAUGCCAUCAAAGAAGUAUUAUCGGAUCCAACGUUUAAAAAGAAUAUAGAAAUCCAGAGUCGUAUCUACAGAGAUCAACCGAUGAAACCUUUACAACGAGCUGUCUACUGGGUUGAAUAUAUUAUUCGGAAUGGAGGAGCUGGACAUCUAAAAGGUGACUCCGUGGGAUUAAAUGAUAUGCAGUACUUUUUGUUUGACAUAGUAUUUAUUUUACUGAUACCAAUUGUAUGUAUAGUUUGGUUAUGUUAUUUAUUUGUUGUGAGAAUUGCAAAUUUGUUUAACAUGUAAAAAGUAUACAAUCAGUGUUUUGAACCUUA